GAUAGAUCGCGGUGCCGAAGUAAUCGAGAGUGCAAAUUUCGUGUGUGUGUUUGCCGGGCGAUUGUUUGCAGUGUUUAGUGCGUGCUAUUGACUCAGAUUUUGACUGCUGAUCUGACGACCUCUGUGCUGGCAGGGACGGACCGAAGUGAGGUGGCCAAACCGACAAAGCCAUUACAAAUUGUAGAACCAAUCAAAAACCAAAAUAAACAACAAUGAACCUGCAGCACCUAGUACUCACUCUAGUCAUCGCACUCUCGGCUCUCUACAUCAACCCAGUGACAUCCCAGCGAGAAGUGUUUCGAUUAUUCAAGAACUGCAGAUUUGGAAAACCAGAUUUCGAUCCAUGUGUAAAGAAAGCAUUCAAUGCGUUAAGGCCGUGGUUUAAGACAGGCCUUCCGGAGUUGAACGUUGCACCAUUCGAUCCACACAAGGCGGCCCACAUAGUGCAGUAUCGAGGCGACAAGGACGGACUGGCCGGCUAUAAGCUACAACUCUCCAACGUAUCCGAGUACGGCUGGGCGAUUUCGGAAGUAACCAAGUACAAGACGGACUACAAGCAUGACCGCAUCAUUUACUCGCAGUAUUUCCCGGAGAAAUCCCUCGAUGGAGAGUACGAGUUCGAGUCGAAACUGUUAGGUAGUCCGUGGCACACCAAAGGAAUUUGGAAUCUGACGCUGUACGAGUACAGUCAAACGACGACUGUAACGCGGGUGGGUGGCCCAGGAGGUCUGCUGAAGGUGCGUGUUGAGAUUGACAAAAUCGGGGAUAUGAAACUUCAUAUCUCGGAUCUGUUUCAUGGGGCGAAAUUUAUAGAAUCCAUAGCCGACUUUUUCAUCAACACUUUAUGGCAACCAAGUUUUCCAUUCAUAAAACCUCUGAUCAACGAUCUAGUCAGCACCGCAUUCACGGAUAUCUUCAACGAAUCCUUCCGAUACUUCCCGCUACACGAAGUGAUACGCAAUAGCUAUUAGGAUUUUUACUUUAGGACUGAAAUAAAACUAGUUUUAUACCAUUUUAG
Molecule: messenger RNA, 1018 nt
Organism: Topomyia yanbarensis
Lineage: Eukaryota; Metazoa; Arthropoda; Insecta; Diptera; Culicidae
Gene: Jhbp16
Exons: 4
Coding region: 213-971 (252 amino acids)
Source: RefSeq, a predicted model, not a curated record